GCCUGGGAGGCACCCGGGGAACGCCAGGGCGGUUUGAGAUGGAGGAAGCAGGUUUCCCCGUUGGGGACCUUGACCUCCCGCGCUGCAGGUCGAGGGGCGGGACCUUCCUGCACGGAGAAGGCCGCUGUCCGGGACCCCCGGCGGUGGGAUGUGGCUGGGCCAGGGUGGGGCUUCGCUGUUGCUGCUUCCGCCUCUGCCCUGCGAACCGGGUCCUGGGAGGUGGCCCCGGUGGACGCCGAGCCCCGGGUGCGCGGCGGGAGGGGAGGCGAGAGCCGCCGGGCUCGGGGAGAGCUAAACCGCCCGGAGACACCCCUCCCGCCCUAGCGCCCGGGCUGCGCGCGCCGCUCACGCCCUGCUCUCCCGCAGGUGACACCGGCUCCGACACGCCGCUGACCGGACGCUCGUCCCCACGCCACGGGCCGCCAGCCGCGGCCGCCGCCGCCCCGGAGAAGCCCCUGAUCCCCGCGCGGUUACAGCGGCCGCGCGCCCCGAGCCCCGUCCCGCCCGCGCCUGCGCAGAACCCCGAGAGCUCCGCGGCCGCGCCCGCAGAGCCGCCCGAGCGCGAGCCGGGGGCGGGGCCUGCACCGGGGGCUGGGCCGGGGCCGGAGCGCCGGGGACUGCCGAGUGCGCACGCGCGUUCGGCGGCGGCGCGCCGCGUGCACAGCCGGCGCUCGUUCCAGCGGCCCCGCGCGCGCCGCCGCCCCGCCCUGCUGAAGCUGGCGUCGCUGCCGCCCUCGUGCCACGCACCGCCGCACGCGCUGGAGCAGGAGGAGACGCCGCUGUGAAGCCGCCGGCGGGAAGGGCCCGCGCGCCGUGGCUGGCCGCUCGCGCCCUUUCCCACCGCUGCCGGGAAACCGAGGCUCGCCCAAAACGGAUUUGCGUGAAACCAGCCCAAGGCUCCGGGCCCCCACCCCCGAGCCACGCACCUCUCCCCGGGGACCGACUCAGGGACCUCCCGAGCGCCAGGACUCAGGGCCAGACCUGCAGCGGCUGCAGGCCCGGCCCCGCAAGCGGCCCUGGCCGAGCGCCGUUUCCAGGCCCUCGCCAGGUCUUUGAGCUGCAGGUAAAGUGGCGGGAACGUCUUCCGUCUACACAGCGCUUGGGGAUUUAGACUCCUAGAGCCAGCACCUGCCUCGUUCCCCCUCCAGGUUCCGUCCUGCCCGCGCCAGGUCUCAGGGUGGCGGCCGCGGGCACUGCCCGUCCCCCACAGACGAGGUCUCUGGCCUGAGCUGUCGCACCUGGCCCAGAGGUCGCCCCGGGGGCCCUGGCUGGGUGAAAGGUGGCCUGGUGGGCGGCGCUUUCCAAGAAUCACGGCCAUUCCUUAAGUGGACUGUGGGGCCCAGCAGCUCCUCUGGCCCCCUUAACAAAGCAGGGCGAACCAAGGGGGCAUGGAGGGGCCCAGGGCACCGUCCCCCUCACCAGGCUCAGGCCCUCCAAGGAGGACCUGCUGAGACCCCUGGGCCUGUCCUGGACCCCGGACCCUUCCCACCCCUUCCAGCAUCCCAGGCCGAGGGCUUGGACAGAGCUUCUGGUCCUCUGCAGGGAGAUCAUCCAGCGUGAGAUCUGGGAGGCGCAGUCCAUUGAGUGGGCGGAGGCCGCGGGUGCUGAGCCGGGGAGGGGCUCUGAGUCCAUCCAUCCCUCAGAGGGCAAGUCCCACAGUGUCCACCCCACCUAAAACCUGCCUGCGCGGUGGAGGUGGGACACUCCUAAGGGCUUUUCUAAAGCCAGACUCGCAGCUCCUUGCUCAGGAAAAUUAGACUAUUCACGUCUUAGAUCCAGUGUUGACAGUCACCAGUAAGGAGGAGUUCUUAAGAGUUUUAUGUUGACUGAAUAUUGCACAUUGAGUCCCUGGUGGGAAAAGUCCACAGUUUCCCAUUGAUAGCUUCUUACUGUGUGAAAAAGGGAAGCCUCAGCCACACAAAAGCCUCCAUGACGCCUGCUUCGGAGAAGCUCUCGACCCUAACUGCAGUCACUGGUAUUUGGAUCAGAUCAAGUGCAGUGACUUUUGGGAUUCAGUGGUCACUGUCCACACUUCGCAGCCAUUUCAACCAACUCUGAGCACAAAAUGCAGCCAUCCUCUAUGCAGCAAAGCCUGCCCGGUCAGUGACCCUGCUGGACAGAUCCAAGGCCAGCCCUGGUUCCCUGCUGCAGCCACCAUCCUGACGUUCACCGGAGCAGGCCGGGGCCUGGCCUUCCGGGCAUGAGUGUGUGUUCCCACAGGCCCCCAGUUUGUCCCAUCUGCACUGCUAGGAGGUCUCCGGGUGACCAGAGGAGCAAAGCUGCCUUCCAAGUGCCUGUCUGUGCCUGGGAGAACAAGCCAGAAGCGUCGCGUGGCCCACAGCGCAGUGCAUGAUUCCAGGUGCUGAACAACUCCCCUGGACCCUUGGGCCUGUAUCUGAAUUCCGGCUGCAGAGUCAGAAGCUGAGUCCAGGCAACAGCUUGGCCACUCCCAGUCGCUCCCCCCUGGACACCCAGUUACCAAAGUCAGCAGAGAAGAUGCGGUAAUCACCACCUGAUCUCCACAUGGUGAACACAACAGUCUCACCAACCCCUCCUUGACCGGUCAGUCUUCACACCCGGGGUGGGCAGGCAGGCGUUCUGUGUUUGCGAGAACCGCACACAGGCUAAGCACAAACAUGGAACCAGAGUUCCAAUGAGAAAACCUCACUCGCAGAAGCCCAGGCUGCACCCCACCGGGUGAUGCAGCGCGCCUGGGCCGUGGGUGCCAGGAGCCGAGUGCUAGGGACUCGUCAUGAGUGGGAAUCCCCACGUUCCUGUCACUGCUGUCAAACAGAAGGUAAACAGUCUUAUGAAUGUAUUUCCUUAGGAAAACUUGUAAAAAACUUUUAUUAGGAUAUCUAUUUAUUUAAUACUGAACUUUGGCCUACUUUGUAAUAGACUAUAAACAAAUUGAGGAAAUCACUAUUUCUCACUUCUGUAUUUUCUCAAAAAUAAUUUUGUUACAGAGUUAAUAUACUGUGUACUAUUGAUCUAUUGUGAAAGCAAAGAAUUUCAUCAAAACAAAAUAUUUUAAAUGAGUGAAAAUUGUGUAUGUUAAUUUUGCAGCUGUAAUAUUAAUCAAACUGUGUAAUUCUAAUCACAAAAUGACGUGCCUUAAAUGCCCCUCAGCUGUGGGUUGGCAGUGUCCAGACAGGGAGGGCCCAUCACUGAAAUCCUGAACGAUUGCUAGACCAAUUCUAUUAAAAACAUUUCAAGGCA
Messenger RNA from Chlorocebus sabaeus (green monkey), 3219 nucleotides. NCBI's taxonomy places the organism in Eukaryota, Metazoa, Chordata, Mammalia, Primates, Cercopithecidae. The record is from RefSeq and is a predicted model, not a curated record.